CCUCCACUCUCUCUCUCUCUCUCUCUCUCUUCUCACCACCACCAACAAUGGCGGACCGUCAGCCCGGCGCAGGCCCACGAGCCCAACGGCCCGCCUCAGGCCACGCCAUCCUCCGACAGCUCCACAGCCGCGCCCCCAACUCCACCCAGGUCGUCGGCUUGUUGACACUCGUCAUAUCCGGCGCCAUCCUCCUCCUGCUCACCGGGGUGACGCUCACCGGCACCGUCGCGGGUCUGGUCUUCUUCGGCCCAGUUAUCCUUCUCACCAGCCCGAUAUGGUUCCCGGUCGCCGCCGUCAUCUUCAUGGCCAUCGCCGGAUUCCUUUCGGUCUGCGGGUUCGGCGUCGUGGCCGCGGCUGGCGCCACGUGGCUGUACCGCUACUUCAGCGGCCGCCACCCGGUGGGGAGCGACCGGGUCGACUACGCCCGCAGCCGGAUCGCCGACACGGCCAGCCAAAUGAAGGACUACGCCCGGGAGUAUGGUGGGUAUCUUCAGAACCGGGUGAAGGAUGCGGCACCGGGAGCUUAGAGUGGUCGAGAGAUCUUUUAAUGGGGUUUGGUUAUUUUGGUGGAGUUUUCGCUAUCGAGUUACCGUUUUAUUGCCGCCUUCUUUUGUUCUGUUUGGUUUUAGUUAGCGCCGUGCGCCUUGGGUUGGUGUUAGAGGUCUGAUUUAUGGGGCUUGUGAAUGGUGAUGAUAUGGUCUUUUGAUGGAAAUUAAACAAUGAAGAUUUGGUUUGUCUGUUAGGCAAUUUUAUGUUUGCAUGCAUGGUAGCCAACCUCUGUAGUGUGUUUGAGUUAUAUAUAUAUAUAUGAGUUGGAUUGGAUCUAA
Messenger RNA from Elaeis guineensis (African oil palm), 827 nucleotides. RefSeq names its product oleosin. Lineage: Eukaryota; Viridiplantae; Streptophyta; Magnoliopsida; Arecales; Arecaceae. The record is from RefSeq and is a predicted model, not a curated record. Gene Ontology annotation, biological process: lipid storage. Gene Ontology annotation, cellular component: membrane; monolayer-surrounded lipid storage body.